GACUCUGCCCUUGCGGAAAUGGACUGUGGGCAGCCCCAGCUGAAGCGACCCUUUGAGCUUCUUAUUGCAGCUGCCAUGGAAAGAAACCCAACCCAGUUCCAGUUGCCGAAUGAACUGACCUGCACCACAGCACUUCCAGGAGUUGCAGAGUGGCACCUCUUAUUCAGUGUGAUUACUGCCCCCUCCUGUUCCACAUGGAUUGUCUUGAGCCCCCUCUUACUGCCAUGCCCCUGGGCAGAUGGAUGUGUCCAAAUCAUAUUGAACAUGUGGUGCUGAACCAGAAGAACAUGACCCUGAGCAAUCGGUGCCGGGUUUUUGAUCGGUUCCAAGACACCAUAUCUCAGCAUGUUGUCAAGGUGGAUUUCCUGAACCGAAUCCACAAGAAACACCCUCCCAACCGCAGAGUUGUUCAGUCAGUGAAGAGAAGAGGUUUGAAGGUUCCUGAUGCGAUAAAAUCUCAGUACCGGUUUCCACCCCCCUUACUUGCACCUGCAGCAAUUCGGGAUGGUGAGCUCAUCUGUAAUGGGGUCCCUGAGGAAUCCUCACAGAAGCACCUUUUGAAUUCUGAGCACUUAGCCAGCCAGUCAGAACAACAAGAGUGGCUCUGUAGUGUUGUUGCGCUCCAGUGCAGCAUUUUGAGACAUUUAUCUGCUAAGCAGAUGCCUUCGCUUUGGGACUCUGAACAGACAGAGAAGGCUGAUAUUAAGCCUGUUAUUGUGGCAGACGGCUCAAUCACCAACCCUUACCAGGCAGCUGACAAGGCACUCACACCUUCCCUUUAUUCUGUGUCGUGCACCUCAGGGAUUACCACCCAGAAUUCCUUGAGCUCUUCUCAAUCCCAGCAGUCUUUACCACAGGAAGAUGUCAAUUGCAGCUCUUGUAUGGAUAAGUCAAAGAAAGUAUCUUCUUGCGGGACUUCUAAUGGGCCAACAGCCUCUGAAGUUAAAGUAAAUGGUCCUCAUUUGUAUGGUGUUUCCUCUGAACCUUCGGCACAUUUGACUGAUUCUCAGAGGCUAAUUGGCCCAGGUAAUGCAAUACCUGGGCUGUCUCAUCGGCAAACGUGGGCUAGGCCUCUCACCCCUCCAGCAGCUUGUGGACUUCUGAAUCACACAGUUGGAACUGUUGUGAAGACGGAGAACAUAGCAGGACCCGUUUCUUGUGCACAAAGGGGUUCUGUGCCAGUCACAAGUAUGCCUGCUUCCAUACCAAGCUCUUGUUCCAGCCUAGAGACCACCAGCACUUUGCAAAGAAAGAAUGUCCAGACGCAGAUAGGCCCCCCGCUGACAGCAGAAUUGCGAUCAAUUGGUUCCCCUUUGACUGCCACAAGGGCUCUUACUCCUCCACAGGCAACGGGAGAUGGGAUCUCUGCCAUCGGAUCCACACACAGAUUCUGUUCACCAGCACCACCUUCAGAUGGUAAGGUCAGUCCCAGCACCGUAUCCAUAGGAAGCUCUUUAACUGUCCCCUCAUCUUUCACUUCAAACUCUGCAGCUAUGUUGGACCUCACCAGCUCUGUGAAAGCAUUAAUGGAUGGCAACAGCGAGAUUGAGAUAAAUAUGCUGGAUGAGAAGCUAAUCAAGUUUCUGGCCUUGCAGAGAAUACAGCAGCUCUUUCCUUCCAAAGUUCAAUCUGUAGUGAGCAGUGUCAGUUCCCAUCAGUCGUCUCCUUUGGCAAAUCACAUUGAAGUGCAAAGAAAGGAAGUGCAAGCCCGGGCAGUGUUCUAUCCCCUGAUGGGCACAGGAAGUGCAGUGAACAUGUGCUACAGAACCCUCUACAUCGGGACAGGAGCUGACAUGGAUGUGUGCCUUACAAGCUACGGUCACUGUAACUAUGUGUCUGGCAAACAUGCCUGCAUAUUCUACGAUGAGAAUACAAAACAUUACGAGCUGUUGAACUACAGUGAGCAUGGGACGACUGUGGACAAUGUUCUGUAUUCAUGUGACUUCUCGGAGAAGACCACGCCCAUUCCUCCCAGCAGCAUUGUUGCCAAAGUGCAGAGUGUGAUCAAAUGCCACAAAGGCAGAAAAGAGGAUGAGGAGCCGCACGAAGAAGCAGUCGUGAUGAAUUCCCAGGCACAAGGGCAACGCCGGAAACCCUGCAAUUGCAAAGCCAGCAGCUCUAGUUUAAUAGGGGGCAGCGGAGCGGGGUGGGAAGGAACAGCCCUGCUCCACCACGGCAGUUACAUCAAACUGGGCUGCCUGCAGUUUGUCUUCAGCAUCACUGACUUUGCAACCAAACAGCCCAAAGGGGACGCUGCCUUAGUACAAGAGAUGGACUUGGAGGAAAAGCUCUCUCUGAAACCCCACCAGGUGCCCGUGCUGCGGUCCAACUCCGUUCCCUAGGAGCUGAGGCAGAGCCGUGGGGGAAGAAAAGCCCUGUCCUUAGACUCCUGCAAUGCAAAAAUGUACAAACCAAGUUGGGAUUUUCUGUCGGCCCAGAAACUGUUCACGCGCCGUUUGCAUGAAAUGAAGAACGUUUCACUUUUUUAAUUAUUUUCUUCUUUUGCUCAAGUUUUAGGGGCAUUUGCACAUAUAUUUGUACUAUACAUUUCAUUUUAAAAGGAAAGCUGCAGCAAGAGGAGGACGUGUCAGAGCGAGGAGGGGGAGGGGCGGGUGCUGGCUGACUUGGACUCUCUCUGACAGAUCGGUCCCAUGCAGUUGUAAAAUAAUCAAAAACUUGUUCUAUUUUGUGCCAGUGACAAUAGUUUUAUAUUAAAAGAGAAAAAUACAGUUUUCAUACAGCAAAUCUAUACAAUAUCAUUGUUUUAUUUAAUGUAAAGAAGUGCUAUCCUCCCCCCACUUAUUUUACCCCACCCUCCCUGCUAUGGUUGCACUACAAGUAGCUACUGUGUAUUAUGGGCAAUGAGAAGUGAGUUCUUUUCCUGGUGUCCAUCCUAUUUUAUUUCAAAGAAGGAAAAGUAUUGGACUCUGUGUAAAUACAUCCGUGAUGGCAUUUUCAAUGUUUUAAAGCUGUGUACAGUGCUACAUGUGGUAUGACGUUGCCUCAAACUGUCUAUUGUAGCAAAUCGUUUGUCGUAAACCUGUUUGUCUUUUUUGUUCUCUGCCACCUCCCCGCCCUCCAGAACAGCUAGUUCCGAUGUACAUAGUCAUUGUAAUGUUUUAGACUUUACAGAAACUUUCCUGUAUUCUGUAUAUAAAAAACAAAAUACGUCA
Messenger RNA from Chrysemys picta bellii (western painted turtle), 3173 nucleotides. NCBI's taxonomy places the organism in Eukaryota, Metazoa, Chordata, Testudines, Emydidae. The record is from RefSeq and is a predicted model, not a curated record.